AUGGAUGACAUUCGCUAGUGGCAGUGCCACAUUAUGGCCAGUGGAUAGGGUCUAUGAGCCCGUCUUGUAACCAAAAGGUGCUGAGUUAGGACCGUUGUGGUGGGUGUGUACUACUGAAGAGCCCCAAACUAGGAUGAACAGCUGUCAAGUACUCCCUGCAGGCUUUCCAAUGAUCCUCUAACUGAUGUCAAUUCAUGAUGAAAUCCUGAAUAUUUUCCCUGCAUUAGCUCAUAGCUUAUAUGGAGCAUCCAGAAUUUCACAAAAUGUCAAGGUACCACCUAUUGAAGACAAAGCAUUGUCUGAUUUUUUCACAAGUAAACCAGCCGUUGAGUUGUCUAAUGAAUCAUCUCCCGUCCAACUACCAACUAUGUCUGCACAACCAGAUAAAGAAAUGCGGAGCAUGUAUGAAAGGAUUGUCGAUGCUAGACGUGCAGCUAGACCGGAAAAACGUAAACCUCCGAAAGACUUUAAAAAUCCCCUAAAAGCAUUAGAACAAAGAGAAAACAUCAAAUCUAACUAUGAAGAAGUACGUACAAACAAAACGACAGAACAACAAGCCAAUACAAAUUUAACACCAUUUCAACCAUUGUUACGUGCUGUGGAUCCAUCUUUAAAAGUUGGACUAGAUUUCAAUGCGAAAAAUUCAAUUCUUGCUGAAUCAGCAAAAGCAGGUUUAACAAGCACUGAGGACAUCAAUGAAGCAAAGAGUAAUUUACGUACAGUUCAAGAUAGACAAUCGUUUCGAUUUUCUUCAUCUGGACGACUUUUACCAUACAAGUCACCAAUGUUGUUACACAUAAAAGGUCGACGACAUGUUCAAGUGCGUUUAGUUGCACCAUCAGCUAAAUCUAUGAAUUCUGGUGAUUGUUUUGUUCUUAUCACAACAAAUGAUGUCUUCGCUUGGUUUGGUGAAUCGGCGAAUAUUGUUGAAGUGAAUAAAACUCGUGAGCUGGCUUCAUGGAUUUAUAAAAAGCAUGAAUUAUCAUAUCAUGGAAGUUUAGGUGAAUCUGUGGCUAACACAACCAAUGGUUAUAUUUCAGUACAUGAGAAUGCAAAUGCCACUGAAGAUGAUGAUGAUGGGGAGUUAGAUAAUGAAAGUUAUGUAGUUAUCAGUGACAAUGUAAAUCGAUCCUACUCUGCAACUUUGAAGUUUUGGAAAACUUUAGGAUAUGAUUCACCACAAAAGGUUCAUCCCGCUGGUCCACCUGAAGAAGAUGAACGUUAUGAAUUGAUGAUUCAGCGUACAAAUCGGGUGUAUCGUGUAACACCGAAUGAAUUAGUACCGUGUGAAGAGUAUUGGGGUAAUCCAGUCAAGUAUAAGAUUCUGCAAUCAGAUCAGGUUUGUUCAAAAAUUUGAAUUGUAGACAAAAGUUGCUGUUUUUUGUUUCUCGUGUAAAAGCAGUAAAAGCAGUACUACCAUAAUUAAACUGUAUGGGAUUACCGUAGUUAGCAGGUUGAUUACGUAAUAAAAUGAUGGGAAAAGUGAUAAUAUCACUAAUAAUUAGUUAGAAUAGUAUAAAUGAAGACAAGUUCAACUAUGAACCUGUGAAAAUUUACCAGCCUGGUUUAGUAAGGGUAGAAUUAAAUGUAUAAAACGUUCAAUUCUGUCACACUAGGCAGAUAUAAGAUGUCAUAUAUGACGCUGGCUUAACGUUCAAGGUUAUAUACCACAUUCCACAGUCAUCAACACGCAUAGUUCGCCUACGUCUUCGACAUAAUAGCUGAAAAACACGUUCAGGCGCUGUUAAUACCUUAACCAAAUCGGAUUAAAACUUCCCUUCUUAGAGUUCUUACUGCUCUUAUCUCUUUUGCUUUUUCUGAGUUUGUUAAAUUUUUUUUGGCUUAUUUUAUCUUCAUGAAAAAUCCCUAUUCGAAAAUUAAUAGAAGGAUGAGCAGUAAUUCGGCGAACAGUCUUUUUUUGGCGAAUUUAUUUUCACAGCUGUAUAAUCGCAAAUAUAUAUGGUUAUUUUGUAGGUGUUUGUAUAUAAAAUUUGUCGAGCGAAAAAAAACAGUUAUUAGGUUUUUGUUGGAGUUACGUAAUACAAAAAGCAUUCAGAGGAAUUAGAUAUUGAUAUAAGAGGGUAGUAACAAAAGUGAUGAGUUGUCACAAACGAGUAUUAAAGAAGAGUUGCUUAAUAACAUGAACAGUUUAAUGAAAGAGUUGUCCUCAGGGUGAACGUGGAAACAAAAUAUAAUACGGAAUUACGUAAGAGUUUUUGAGGGAAUACAAGAGUUCUAAGUAGUUGGAAAAACAAACAAAAGUUAAGUCAGAUCAAUCUAGUUGUUACCAUGAGAGUAGAGAGAAAUUUCUUAUGGAAUUUUAUCCCAAACUAUGUAAAAAUUGUUAUAAUUGUAACUCAAUUUGCAAUUUGUGAAUCUGAUUUAACUCAUUAUUAGUUCGCUCGCUACAGUUAGUCAGAAUCUGGUCUUCUAUAUAUAACUAAAGCUGUUGUAAUACUGUGGUGAGACCUGUCUGCAAGCCGAAAUUGUAGACAAUAAUUUACGUCAAUGUUUACGUCCCAAAUAGGGGUCAUGAGAAAAAACAAUAACAAAGCUUAACAUAGAGGAACUCAACAACCAAUCACAGCAGACUUAACAUGUGCAAAUACGAUUCGCAAAUAUAUGGCUUUAUUUUCUAGGAAAUGGUCACAAACAGUACAGAAUAACCUUCAGUAGGAAAACAACCAAUCAGAAGAUGUCGCUUCUCUGCUAACAAUAACGCUAAUAAUAAUGUACACAAAUGAUCUGUUGCCUGGCCCUUAUCUUUUUGUCGUUACCAUACGAUUGACUAAACUGGAACACUGUUUUCUAACAACAGAAAAAACACGUUCAGGUGCUGUUUCUAACGUGACCAACCAUUUCUUUGCUUAUCCAAAUCGAGUUCACUUUUAUGAGAUCAUCUCUAAACAAGCGAAAUGGCUAUCCAGUGUUUAGAUCACUUUGAUCUAGUUAGCCUGGGAGCACUACUGAUUUAUGUGAUCGGUAUACAACUACUCAUCUCAAUCAAUCAGUAGUAUAUUUGGAUCAUAAAAUUCAACAACUUGACCUUCUGCUUUAAUAAGAAGUCAAUAAUAAUUGUGUAUUUUUUUUAGAAAUUUUUAUUCCGAAAUAGUUGUACUUUUCUAAGAUUCAAUGUGUUAUACAAGUAGAGUGGAAACAAGGUCAGAUAAAUUCGCAUGAAUUUCUCUUCUCUUUCAACUGUUAUUAUUAUAUUGUCAGUGGCGAGCAACCUUGUACUUCACGUGACAUCAUUGUUUGGAUUACAGGUAUAAACAGUUUAAUGCCUAUAUACAGAUAAGUGAAAGAUGUGUGCUAUGAGGUUAACAUUGUUAUCUCGAUUGUUGCACACUUUAUUUGGUUAUUAAACUGAACACUUAUAUAAUAAAUAGGCAGUUAGACUUAAUAUGAUCACUAGUAUCCAUCUAUGGAUAAAUGGUACAAUAUUGUCUUACUUUGUUUCACGUGAUUACAAAUGAUUACAGUUGUAUGUUGUAAUUGAAAUAGACUGUAUACUUUUUUCACAAGUGAAAUGAACUGAAAUUUUUAAUUUAAAGCUUUGCGCAAAAGUACAUCAGUUUGAAAUUGCCAUAGUUCGUAGAAGCAUAUGCAUAAGCAUAGGG
This is a messenger RNA of Trichobilharzia regenti, 3620 nucleotides long. NCBI's taxonomy places the organism in Eukaryota, Metazoa, Platyhelminthes, Trematoda, Strigeidida, Schistosomatidae. The record is from the annotation of a GenBank genome assembly.